Plodia interpunctella (Indianmeal moth) is the source of this 2511-nucleotide messenger RNA. RefSeq lists its product as uncharacterized. Gene Ontology annotation, molecular function: growth factor activity. Gene Ontology annotation, biological process: hemocyte migration. Gene Ontology annotation, cellular component: membrane. The transcript has 6 exons. NCBI's taxonomy places the organism in Eukaryota, Metazoa, Arthropoda, Insecta, Lepidoptera, Pyralidae. The record is from RefSeq and is a predicted model, not a curated record. The coding region runs from base 26 to 1447 and encodes 473 amino acids.
GUCGCACGCCCGGCGCGCAGGCAACAUGUUGCGCUCGUACGUACUUCUCAUUCUCCUGGCGAACCGUAUCCGAACCGCAUACGUAACGGAUCGCCCCUCGUUCGCCGACAGACUAGAUCAAAUAUACGAAAAACUAGAAAAAUUCACAAUAACACCGGUAGAAGUGACAAAAUCCCCGCGCGAAAAGUUGUACGAGAAAUUGGAUAAGCUUAAUUCGUUGACGCCAAAUGUUUUCAGUGCAAAUGAUGAAGAAUUAAUUUCCACUAUACAGAAUUGGGGGAAGUUAAGUGCCGAGCAGUUAGAUGGGGUUGUGAAGGAUCUGCAGAGUGUGAGGGAGGAGGAUGACCGGCUGGUGGGGGAGUACGGAGACAGCGACUGGAGCGACGAGGACCAAGAGCUGCAAGACAUAGGCGAUGAUUACCCAAUGGACGACCUUUACAACGACGAGGAGUCUGAUCCAGCAGUCACCGACAAACCAGCCGGCGUCACACCGUCGGCCUUCACCAGAAAAGAUGCGGAGUACAGAGACGCAGAGUAUAGAGAGCUACUGGUAUCCGCGGCCGACCCCAUCGCUGCUACCAAUCAGAGGCCUAAGAUCCUCAACAGCUCAUCACUAAACCCAGCAGAACGCAACGCGCUGCGUCGAGCCAUCUUCACGAACAUGGCAACGGUCAUACGAACUGGCAAGUGCCAAGUGCCUCAACCACGCUGGCUUAACGUGCGGCAGCUGGCGCCAGCUGCUAACAUUGUGUACAUGCCACCUUGUGUACAGCUCCACCGCUGUGCCCCUGACUCCGGAUGCUGUCAUGAUGAGACCGAGGUCUGCGCGCCCGUCGCCGGCAACCACAUUGUGUUACCAAUAUACUUGAAAAAAGCCAACGGCAGCAUGGAGCCAGCUCGCAUGAGGUUCUUCAACCAUACUCAAUGCGCGUGUGUCUCUCAAGAAACCCUUCAAAGCACUGUCAGAACCAAAGUGGAAACCCAGCAGAAGCGAGAAAGCCAAUACAAGAAGAGUGAAGGGGAUUACAGGCUAGCUGACUACAGAACUAGUGACUACAAGAUCAGUGACUACAGAGGCAAUGACUACAGGCCGCCUACUGCUGAACCUGACCUGGAGAGAGACGAACCCACUGCCCCGCCACAACUAAGAAGGUGCACCUGCCCAGCGCUCUUCAUGGCAAAGAUCACGGACAAGGGUCAAUGCUCCUGCGUCUGCGAGUGGCCAGACUUGGUGCGCAAGCGCGACUGCCUGUCCAUGUCGCGAGGUCGCGAGCACUUCGGCCUGAGAGACAGAGUUUGCGUGAUCAACGGUGACUGCACUCCUCCCACGUGCGAGUUUGGAACAUUCGAGAGGAGCAUUGGAAGGUGUCCACCGUUGAAGAGGUAUAGGAGGCGGUUCCAUCACGGCAGAGCGCGGUUACUGUUUGAUAAGUCUAUAGACAUAUAGUUUUUUAUUUUUUGAUUCUGUUUUAUAUCUUCAGUAGCUUCUGACGUUUGUCGGAAUGGCUCGUUCAUUCUUUCCAUUGUCAACUUAAGCAGUAAAUACAAUUUCACUUUCUAGGCAAUGCCAUGGGUUCAUUGCCUUUUUUUUUCAUUUAAACACUAUUUUAGAGGUAUGUAAGGAUUUCCUUAUGAUGUUUAUUUCUGAAAGCAUUUUUAAAGUAGAUAAAUUUUAUUGUUUUGUCAUUUAUGGUUGUGGUCAGUGUUGUACCUAUGUCGCAAGAUACGAUAAAAAGCCAUAACAGCUGAUAGGUAACAACAGCAACCCCAAAGAAGAUUGACGUCAAAAUUCGUUUAUAAUCACGUCAAAAUAGGUAUAUAUGAGUUUCCGACCGCCUACCUGGUGUCAACCUGCCUUUGCCUAUUAGCUGCCUAGAAUAUGUGUCCCUUAGUCGUCUCGUACGAAUCAUACGAUAUCUAGGGGAGGAUAUGGAGUAGAGAGACACGCUACAAGUCAUAUAAAAAUGAAUGUAAGAAAGAUUAUAAAAUAAAAUUAAUUACGGUAAUCUACUUGUAAUUUUUGUUACACAUACUGAAAUGAAGAAUUUUGUAAGUUGAAUUUUCAUUGCUUUAAUAUACAUGUACUUACCCCCUUUUUUUCUUGAAUAACUUUACGUAAGAUAAUUAAAUAAUAUAUAUAUAUAUAUUAUUAUUCCAUAUAUACUAUAUAAAUAGAUUAAUAUACUAUUAGGGAAUAUGAACAUUUUGCCGACAUUUUAAUUUAAUUUUCUGUUCUUGUGUGAAUCGUAAGCCGUAAGGUAAAUAUAAUUGUAAAAUGUAGGGACAUAUAACGGUGCCAUAUGAGGAGUCAUAAUUUUAAAAUUAUCGUAUUAUUUUUAUAUAAUAAUGUAUAUGUAAAUUAAUUAUGAUUUAUUAAAUAUAAUUUAUUAAAUACGCACCUACUUAUCAUGACUAAGUUCUUAAGAAACCAUAUGCAUAAUAUUUAAGUUGUAUUUUCCAUUAUUACCAUUGUUUAAAAUUCAUAUGUUAAUUUUAAUUAGAUGUUUAAAU